AUGGGGCUCAGUGAUGGGGAGUGGCAGCUGGUGCUGAAUGCCUGGGGGAAGGUGGAGGCUGACCUUGCCGGCCAUGGACAGGCUGUGCUCAUCGGGCUGUUUAAGGCUCACCCUGAGACCCUGGAUAAGUUUGAAAAGUUCAAGAACCUGAAGUCCGAGGAUGAUAUGAAGGGCUCAGAGGACCUGAAGAAGCAUGGCUGCACCGUGCUCACAGCCCUGGGUGGCAUCCUGAAAAAGAAGGGACAGCAUGCUGCAGAGAUCCAGCCUCUGGCCCAGUCACACGCCACCAAGCACAAGAUCCCCAUCAAGUACCUGGAGUUCAUCUCGGAAGUCAUCAUCGACGUCCUGAAGACCAAACAUUCCGACUUCGGAUCAGACGCUCAGGGCGCCUUGAGGAAAGCCCUGGAGCUGUUCCGGAAUGACAUUGCCGCCAAGUACAAGGAGCUGGGCUUCCAGGGAUAA
Messenger RNA from Arvicola amphibius (Eurasian water vole), 462 nucleotides. RefSeq names its product myoglobin (gene Mb). Gene Ontology annotation, biological process: oxygen transport. The transcript is spliced from 3 exons. The coding region runs from base 1 to 462 and encodes 153 amino acids. Gene Ontology annotation, molecular function: oxygen binding; heme binding. Lineage: Eukaryota; Metazoa; Chordata; Mammalia; Rodentia; Cricetidae. Gene Ontology annotation, cellular component: extracellular exosome. The record is from RefSeq and is a predicted model, not a curated record.